UUAGCCUCUGUAAUCUUUCGUCCCUUCACAGCAAUGUCUCUCUGUAUCUUUCUCUUAUGGCUUGUUAGCAUUCCUGUAUGCCACAUUCACGCGAUUCCAGCUGCAAGAGGUUUCCUUCUCAACUGUGGAUCAUCGAAGGAAAUCAAUGUGGGAAGUCUCAGAUGGAUUACAGACGAAGGUUUUGUCUCCAGCGGUAACAAAAGCACCCUCGAUACGCCAGGUUUGUUGCCGGUUUUGAAAACAUUGAGGUUCUUUCCUGACAAAUCUGAAAGGAAGCAUUGCUACGAGAUUCCUGUGAUCAAAGGAGGGAGGUAUCUGGUUCGAACUACGUAUUAUUAUGGAGGUUUCGAUGGAGGAAAGGAACCUCCAGUAUUUGAUCAGAUCAUUGAAGGUAUGAAAUGGAGCGUUGUUAAUACUACAGAGGAUUACGCACAGGGCCUCAGUUCUUACUAUGAGAUCAUUAUGGCUGCUACUGGAAAGACAUUGAGUGUUUGUCUUGCGAGGAACCAGCAAACUGUGUCAAGCCCUUUUAUCUCCACACUUGAAUUGGAGAACAUUGAGGAUUCCAUGUAUAAUUCCACUGAUUUCCACAGCUAUGCGCUUAGCACCGUUGCUCGUAGCUCAUUUGGAUACGAUGGCGACAUGAUUAGCUUUCCAGAUGAUCAAUACAACCGGUACUGGCAACCAUUCACAGAUGAAAAAUUCCCAGUUGUGUUUAGUCACUCCAAUGUAACUACGUCAAACUUUUGGAACAUUCCACCAACCAAGGCCUUUACGAAUGCUAUCACAGCGAGCCGAGGCAAGACACUCAAAGUGCAAUGGCCAGCAAACGUGUCAUUACCCAGAACCAACUACUACAUUGCCCUUUACUUCCAGGAUAGCAGAACCCCAAGCCCAUUCAGUUGGAGAAUCUUCAAUGUUUCUAUAAAUGGUAAGCAAUUCUUCCAGGACCUCAAUGUAACGGCGGCCGGUGUCACCGUCUCUGCCACAAAUUGGCCUCUUUCAGGGCUCACAGAGAUCACCAUGACUCCUGAACUUGGCACGCCGGUUGGACCCAUUAUUAGCGCCGGCGAGAUCUUCCAACUAAUACCUCUUGCUGGAAGGACAGUCACUAGAGAUGUGAUGGCAAUGGAAGAAUUGGCAAGAAGUUUGAACAACCCACCUACUGAUUGGCAUGGAGAUCCAUGCUUACCUCGAGAAAACUCAUGGACUGGGAUUACGUGCUCUAAGGGAAAACUAGCUCGGGUCACCACGUUGAACCUCACAGACACCGGCCUGUCUGGAUCACUGCCCCCAAGUUUGGCCAACUUGACUGGGCUUACCCACAUUUGGCUUGGAGGAAACAAACUCACUGGUGAAAUUCCAGACUUGAGCACAUUGAAUGAGUUGGUUUCUCUACGGCUGGACAACAACGAGUUGGAUGGAUGGAUACCUAAAUCCUUGGGGGACCUUGACAACCUUCAAGAGCUAUUUCUCCAAAACAACAAUCUCAAGGGUCGGGUUCCAAACGCCUUAAAAAAGAGAACUGGAAUCAACAUUCAGUAA
Telopea speciosissima is the source of this 1545-nucleotide messenger RNA. RefSeq names its product probable LRR receptor-like serine/threonine-protein kinase At1g67720. NCBI's taxonomy places the organism in Eukaryota, Viridiplantae, Streptophyta, Magnoliopsida, Proteales, Proteaceae. Bases 34 to 1545 code for a protein of 503 amino acids. The transcript has 8 exons. The record is from RefSeq and is a predicted model, not a curated record. Gene Ontology annotation, molecular function: protein binding.